AGGAAGUCCUCCAGUGGACUGGUUGAAGUACCAUACAUCGUCAGUGGUUUCUACCGUGAGAGCUCAUGGACACAACACCGGCUUUUAUGGCUUUAACAGCAGCUAGAGUCCUAAACUGAGUUAGUUUUAUUCCAGAUGACAGUGAAAAGGCCUCCAUCAAGGAAACUAUGGAAGAUUUCCAGAAGAAGACCUGCGUUCGCUUCGUUCCUCACGUCGGUCAGCCGGACUUCCUGAGCAUCCAGAGUAAACUGGGGUGUUGGUCCACCGUUGGCAGAGAUGGAGGUCAGCAGGUGGUUUCUCUGUUGACGUCCAGCUGUGUGGAUCAUGGAGUGAUCCAACAUGAGCUUCUCCACGCUCUUGGCAUCCACCACAAACACACCAGAACCGACAGGGACCAGUACGACAGGAUAAACUGGGAAAACGUCCCAGCAGCAAGUUCAUCCAACUUCCAGAAAGCUCACACCAACAACCUGAACACUCCUUAUGAUUAUUCUUCUGUUCUGCAUUAUGGAAGGUAA
Messenger RNA from Acanthochromis polyacanthus (spiny chromis), 518 nucleotides. Its product is annotated as high choriolytic enzyme 1-like. Bases 168 to 518 code for a protein of 116 amino acids. Lineage: Eukaryota; Metazoa; Chordata; Actinopteri; Pomacentridae. The transcript has 3 exons. The record is from RefSeq and is a predicted model, not a curated record. Gene Ontology annotation, biological process: proteolysis. Gene Ontology annotation, molecular function: metalloendopeptidase activity; zinc ion binding.